GGCUUCAUCAUGUCCGCGGCUGCCAGACCCGUUAUCAACGUCUACUCCAAGACCGGCAAGGAUGCUUCGGCUACCCUCCCCCUCCCCGCUGUCUUCAAGGCCCCUAUCCGUCCCGACAUUGUCAACUUUGUCCACACCAACAUGGCCAAGAACAAGCGUCAGCCCUACGCUGUCUCUGAGAAGGCUGGUCACCAGACUUCCGCCGAGUCCUGGGGUACUGGUCGUGCUGUUGCCCGUAUUCCCCGUGUCAACGGUUCUGGUACUCACCGUGCUGGUCAGGCUGCUUUCGGUAACAUGUGCCGUGGUGGUCGUAUGUUCGCCCCUACCAAGACCUGGCGCAAGUGGCACAUCAAGACCAACUUGAACCAGAAGCGUUUCGCCACUGCCUCCGCUUUGGCUGCUUCUGCUCUUCCUUCGUUGGUCAUGGCCCGUGGUCACCGUGUCGAGAAGAUCGAGGAAGUUCCCCUCGUCCUCGCCGAUGAUGUCGAGACCCUCACCAAGACCAAGGAUGCUGUCGCUCUCUUGAAGGCCGUCAACGCCUACGCUGAUGUCGUCAAGGUCUCCAACUCCCGCAAGCUCCGUGCUGGUGUCGGAAAGCUCCGUAACCGUCGUCACCGUCAGCGUCGUGGUCCCCUUGUCAUCUACAACGAGGACAACGGUAUCGUCAAGGCUUUCCGCAACUUGCCCGGUGUUGAGGUUGUCAACGUCCGUCGCUUGAACUUGUUGCAGUUGGCCCCUGGUGGUCACCUCGGUCGUUUCGUCAUCUGGACCAAGAGCGCCUUCGGUCUUUUGGAUGCUCUCUACGGUACCUACGAGACCCCCGCCACCUUGAAGAAGGACUACGUUCUUCCUGCUCACAUCAUGACCAACCCCGAUGUUGCCCGUCUCAUCAACUCUGAUGAAAUCCAGUCUGUUGUCCGCCCCGCCGGUAACAAGCACGAGAAGCGUCCCUUCACCCAGAAGAAGAACCCUCUCCGCAACCAGGGUGUCAUGAACCGCCUCAACCCCUACGCUCAGGUCCUCCGUCGUGCCGAGAUCGUCGCUGACUUGAAGCGCAAGUCUGGUAAGGUCUCCAAGGCCCAGCCUGCCAAGAAGUCCAAGCGCACCAAGCACGUUGCCACCAAGUUCCUCGAGACUCUCCACUCUGCUUAAUUCAACUGUAAUUCAUUCAAUUAGAUUAAGGGACAUUAAAUAAAUACAUAAUAAAAAGAAUAUAUUAAAAUAUUUAUUAAAUAUUUAUAUAUCUAUAUAUAAAAUGAUUUAUUUUAUUUUAUUUUUUAAUUCACCC
Messenger RNA from Phycomyces blakesleeanus NRRL 1555(-), 1288 nucleotides. RefSeq lists its product as hypothetical. The record is from RefSeq and is a predicted model, not a curated record. The transcript has 3 exons. Gene Ontology annotation, cellular component: ribosome; cytosolic large ribosomal subunit. Lineage: Eukaryota; Fungi; Mucoromycota; Mucoromycetes; Mucorales; Phycomycetaceae. Gene Ontology annotation, biological process: translation. Bases 10 to 1152 code for a protein of 380 amino acids. Gene Ontology annotation, molecular function: structural constituent of ribosome; RNA binding.